Messenger RNA from Odontomachus brunneus, 3206 nucleotides. RefSeq names its product tetratricopeptide repeat protein 27. Gene Ontology annotation, molecular function: protein binding. The record is from RefSeq and is a predicted model, not a curated record. The transcript has 8 exons. The coding region runs from base 1 to 2373 and encodes 790 amino acids. Lineage: Eukaryota; Metazoa; Arthropoda; Insecta; Hymenoptera; Formicidae.
AUGGAUAUGAAUAAAGGCAAGAUAGAUGAAACUAUAGAAAUUAAACUUUUAAUUAAUUUUUCUACAAAUGAAGUUCCCAAUAUACCACAUAGUAUAUGCAGUAUAUUAAAUGGCAAAUAUGAAGAUGUACUAAAUAAUGAACUCUCUACAUCUAUAAUAAAAGAAAUAAAUAAUUGUCAUAGUUUGGAAGAAGUUAUAUAUAAAAGUAUAAGUGAAACCAAUAUAUAUCAGUCAUGGUUAUGUACAGGAAUAGCUUCUUUAUUAUAUUUUGUACAAUGCAAUUGGACUGGCCCAUAUACUGACAAGGAUAUUGAUUGGUUAAAAGCUGAAAGACAUAAAGCACUCAAGAAUUUAUCAUUACAUGAUGAAUGUAAUAUAAAUGUGCAAAAACCAGAAUUACUUUAUCUGUCUAAAAUAAUAUUCUCUAAUAUGGACUUGCAACUUCAAUAUAAAAGUUGCACUUGGUGGUUACUUAGAGCCAAUUAUUUGCAUCAACAUAUACUAGAAGAGAAUUCAGGAAUAAUAUUUAAAGAAACUGAAAAUCUAAUAUCAAUAAUCAGUUCUCUUGAUAUAUUAGAAGAUCCUCUUUGCAAUCUUUUAUUCAAUUUGGAGGCUACUAGAUUUUAUUUGUGUUUCCGAAGAACACAGGAUUCUGAGAAAUAUCUUGAUCAGGCACAGAGUAUAGCUGGCUUAACAUUGACUUUACAUGGUGCAAUGGGGAAACGUACAAGAUAUCAGUUGGAGGAAAAAUCACAACUGUAUUUGAAAGCAGAAAUAAGCAAAGAAAUUUUUCCAACAAUAAAUUGUGAAGAUAUACCAAUAUCUGUGACUUUAGAUGAUGAAUUGAGAUUGGAACGUAUUGAGUUUACAGAGCAUACAGAGGAAACCAAUCUGGGUGCAGUGGAAGAAGCUAUAAUUUUAACAAAAUAUACUCAAUUACAGAUGUGUCAACCUAAGCAUAAACUUACUCAAGAAGAAAUCAAACCCUACAUGACUAAAGUUAUAGAGAGCACAAAGAAUUGGUCAUUAAAAAUGACUUCUCUGUACUGUCGUUGCUCACUAGAACAUGAUCACUUCAGAACUGCACCGCGAUCUCUGAAGCAAGGACAAUCUCUUGAUCAAGAAUAUAGUGAUGGAAAAGUACCUGUAGCUAGAAGAAUGGAUCUAUUUUUCACGAGUGGUAUGAAACCUAUUUGGACAUUAAGAGAGGAAGUGGCUUUUCAAAUGUUUCAUCUUGAUAUGGUAAAGGCUGCUUUGGAAGCUUAUACAAAACUUGGUUUAUGGGAAGAAGUAAUUACUUGUUAUCGCAGAUUAGAUCUGAAUCACAAAGCGUCAGAGAUUAUACAACAAGAAUUGUCUAAGAAACCAACAGUGAAAUUAUGGUGUUUAUUGGGAGAUACAACUGGCGAUGUGAGUCAUUAUGAGACAGCAUGGAGAUUGUCUGGAGAAAAAAGCAGUAGAGCACAAAGACAAUGGGGAUACUAUUAUUUCACGAGAAAAAAUUAUGUUGAAGCUGUACCACAUUUGAAAUUAUCAGUAGAAUUGAAUAACAUUCAAGAAGGCACUUGGUUUAGGUUGGGCUUUGCUGCAUUGCAGAUAGAAAAUUGGAAUUUAGCUGCCACGGCGUACAGACGCUACUGUGCUUUAGAACCAUCUAGUUUCGAGGCGUGGAAUAAUUUAGCAAAAGCAUACAUCAAAAUGGGAAAUAUAGUAAGGGCACGAAAGUCUCUGGAGGAUGCUGUGAAAUGUGAUUAUAAUCGUUGGGAAGUGUGGGACAAUUUUAUGGUCGUCAACACCGAUUUACGACAUUUUUCAGAGAUUAUUCGAUGUUAUCAUCGCAUAAUGGAUUUAAAAGGUGCCCAUUUGGAUGUCCAAGUUCUUCAGAUAUUAACAAAUGCCAUAAUCAACGAUAUUAAUGACGCAAAUGGAAAUCCAGCAUCUCGUUUGCUUCAGAAAAGUUUAGAAUUAUUUGGAAGACUUAGCUUUAAAGUGGAUAACGCGCAUAUUUGGAAAAUGUAUGCUCAACUCGUUGCAUUGAAAAAAACAGAUGUCGACGAUGAAAAAGCAGCGCAUUAUUUACAACAAGCGUACCGUGUUGCCACUUUCGAUCCACACUGGUCUGAUAAUGAAGAUCAAACUUUGUAUGUGCUAGAGUUAUGUUGUGACUUAACACAAGCAUAUCUACGUUGCACCACUGACGUGAUCAAUAAGAAGAGAAAACUGUUAGGAAGCGCAAAAUUAUCGCUUCAGAAAGUUGUGAAAGAAGUCAAAAGACAGGAAUGGACUCAGUCGCAUAUCCUCGAGUCGUUGACCAAAGUAGAAGAAUACUUAACGGUUGUAACGAAUAAAUUAGACGAAAUAAAACCAGUAUAAUUAGAGAAGCACAGGUACACUUUUUAUAUAUACAGAAUUCUUCAUAUAUGCCGAAUUUGAUAAGUGAAAAGAUUUGCAAAUUCCAAUUUUUCUACUUAUUUGCAUGUAAGGUUUUAACAAUCGUGGGCAUUUCAAACCCACAUAUCCAUAUUGGACAUGUAUAUAAAAAUUUUCAGUCAUUUAUGAAUGACAAUACUUUAUAUAUUGUAUUCAAAUUACAAUUCAUCGAUAACGUAACAAAAAAAAAACAAAAUUAGCUCUAAGUUUUUGUAGGAAGAUUCUUCAACUUCGUAAAAAGUUAUAUUACUAAUAAUUACGGUUAGCUAUAGUAACUUAAUACUGAAAACAUGCAGCCGCGAGAUAUGCAUUUAUACAUUAUUCUAAUUAACGAUAUACUUCUAUAAUUGUUCGAACGAAAUCGCUCGUUCGUAAAUAAACUAUAUAGACAAGAUAAACAAGAAAAUUGAGAUACAGAUUCAUCGUAAUCGAUUGAUAUGCGCUUCAAGAAUGGCAAAGUAACCUUAGUUACAGUACGAAUGCUUACUGUGAUAUUCAACCGAAUAAUCAAUUUACAAUUGAACGUUUACGUAAAUUACGUUUACGACAGGAUAAAAGUGAGAACGAAAUUGUUACUAACAAGCACAUUCUGGGCGCUAUAAAACUUUUAAAAAUAAUUGUCGCUUUCGUUGUUCUCGACGGAUUCUUUCUUUGCGGCUAUCAGAUUCUCCCAUUGUGCGAUAAGCGUGCUACGACGUCGUGGAUUAGGCUGUAAAUAUAUAAUAAAUAUACAUAUAUGUAAUUAAUAAUAAAAUAUUAAUAUUUUAUAUAAAUUA